UUGCAAACUGGAUCACAACAUUCUGAAAGGUGUGGGUUUGGGCACUUAAGUGCCUUCCAGUUUGGCUGUAGCUUGAGGAGCUCCAUAUCUGACUGGAGGGCUACCACAAUGUUACUUCCGUGGACCUGGAUUGUUCUUCUUUGUACAAUUGUCCCUCCAGUGAACCUAGAUCAGAAUUCCUGCAGUGAAACCAGGUGUCGAAAUGGAUACAUUUGCAAGAUUACCCACAAUCAGCCACAAUGCAUCCCAGAACAUCAGUCUUGCAAUACUAUGCAGUGCCACGAGGGGAAAAUAUGUGAAAUAGUUGAUGGCCUGCCAAAGUGUGUUCCUUACCCACCAUCUUGUCAUCAGAUCCAAUGCCUCGAAGGGACAAUAUGUGAUACAUCAGACGGCUUUCCUAAAUGUGUGCCAACACCAAGGACAUGUGCUGCUGUCCAGUGUGAAGAAGGCACAACGUGUGUAGUAACUAACAAUUGGGCUAAAUGUAUACCAGCACCUUUAUCCUGCCAAACCACUCAAUGCAACCCAGGAACCACAUGCAAAGUCAUUAAUAGCUUGCCCCAAUGUGUGCCCACCCAACCUUCUUGCAGUGAAAUCCAAUGCAAAGCUGGUUCUGCAUGCAAGAUUUUUCAUGGCCAUGCCAAAUGUGUCCCACUUGCAGCAUCAUGUGGAAACAUCUUAUGUGACAAAGGAACCAUCUGUGAGAUGAUUGGUGGCCAUCCCAACUGCGUUCCAUUGUCAGCAUCCUGUCUGUAUGUGAAAUGCAAAGUUGGGACUGUGUGUCAUAUUGUGGACGGAUGGCCCAAAUGCAUCCCUGGCUCAUCGUGUGAGAGCUUAAAUUGUACAGCCGGUACUGAAUGCAAAAUUGUCAAUGGUUUUCCCAGCUGUGCAGCAGUCCCACUAUCCUGUGACAAAAUUCACUGCAAACAGGGAGCUGUGUGUGAGAUACUCAAUGGUAAGCCUGUAUGUGUUCCCCUUCUGCCUUCCUGCCGCACAAUCCACUGCAAAGAAGGGACCAUAUGUGAGAUCAUUGAUGAUGUUCCCAAGUGUGUGUCCGCCAUAGCAUCCUGUGACAGAAUCCAAUGUGCAACAGGGACUAUCUGCGAAAUGGAUAAUGAGUGGCCUAGGUGUGUGCCCAGUCCACAUUCCUGUGAAAAAAUUGAAUGCAAAGUGGGAACAGUGUGUAAAAUUGUAAAUGGCUGGCCAACCUGCGUUCCAGGUUUGCGAGCAUCUUGCACAUCUAUUUCUUGCAAAGAGGAGAUGGUUUGUGAAAUGAUUAAUGGAACACCGACGUGCAUUCCCCAACCACGUUCUUGUGAACAAUUUAAGUGCCGAGAGGGAACGAUCUGUGAAAUAGUACAUGGAUGGCCCACCUGUGUGCCUUUGCCAUCUUCAUGUCAGGAUGUACAGUGUGCUCGGGGCACUAAUUGCAAAAUUAUUGAUGGUUGGCCCCAAUGUAUUCCCAUCUCUUCCACAUGUGACAAGCUGACGUGUCAAGUGGGAACUAUCUGCAACAUAGUGGAUGGACAGCCGAAAUGUGUUUCAGUUCCUCCUUCCUGUGAAAACAUCCAUUGCACAUCAGGAACAAUUUGUAAACUUGUUGAAGGUUGGCCCACGUGUGCUCCAAUCCAACAGUCCUGUGACAAAAUGAAUUGCAGAGAUGGGACAAUUUGUAAAAUGAUUGAUAGCUGGCCUCUCUGUGUGCCUAUCCCACCUUCUUGCGACAAAAUCAAGUGUAGAAACGGAAGCACUUGUGAAAUUAUUGAUGACUGGCCCAUGUGUGUUCCUAUCCCAACCUCAUGUGAAAAAAUCCAGUGCAAAGAAGGAACGUUUUGUGAAAUGGUUGGUGGCUGGCCCACAUGUCACCCUGUCCCAAGCUCCUGUGAAAAAGUUAGUUGCAGCAUUGGAACCAAGUGUGAGAUAUAUGGUGGAAGUCCAAAAUGUAUCCCUGUCUCACAUUCCUGUGACAAGCUCCAAUGUAAGGAAGGGACAGUUUGUAAAAUCAGUAAUGGUUGGCCUAAAUGUGUUCCCAUCCAUGCACCGAUCUCAUGUGAAAAAGUCAACUGUAAUGUAGGAACUAAGUGUGAGAUAUACAAUGGCCAGGCAACGUGCAUUCCCAUCUCACCCACUUGUGAUAAAUUCCAUUGCAAGGCUGGCACAGUGUGUCAGAUCAGUAAUGGUUGGCCUCAGUGUGUUUCCAUUCCUGCUCCCAUUCCUGCUCCCACAUCUGCUCAUAUGCCAGCCUCUUGUGAAAGAGCCACUUGCAAUGUUGGGACAGUAUGUGAAAUAUACAAUGGGAAACCAACAUGUGUGCUUGUCUCGCCCUCUUGUGAUAAAUUACAUUGCAGUGCUGGAAAGAUUUGUCAAAUCAGCAAUGGCUGGCCCCGAUGUCUACCCAUUCCUGUUCCUCUCCCUGUUUCUGCUCCCAAUCCUACUCCAGCUUCUUGUGAAAGAGUCACUUGUAGACUAGGAACCAAGUGUGAGAUAUAUGGUGGGCAACCAAAAUGUCUUCCUGUCUCACCUUCCUGUGACAAAUUCCAUUGUAAUGUUGGAACAGUUUGUCAAAUCAAAAAUGGUUGGCCUCAAUGUGUUCCUGUUCCUAUGCACCCUCUUGCUCCUGCUCCGGCUCCUAUCCUUACUUCCACUCCCAUCCCGCCCUCUUGUGCAAUGGCCACUUGUAGUCUAGGAACCAAGUGUGAGAUAUAUGAUGGGCAGCCAAAAUGUCUUCCCAUCUCACUUUCCUGUGACAAAUUCCAUUGUAAUGUUGGAAAAGUUUGUCAAAUCAAAAAUGGUUGGCCCCAAUGUGUUCCUGUUCCUAUUCACCCUUCUGCUCCUGCUCCUCCUGCUCCUCCUGCUCCUCCUGCUUCUCCUGUGCCUGCUCCUGCGCCUGCACCUGCUUCUGCUCCUGCUUCUGCUCCUGCUCCUGCACCUGCACCUGCUCCUGCUCCUGCCCUUAUUUCCACUCCCAUCCCACCCUCUUGUGCAAUGACCACUUGCAAUGUAGGGACCAAGUGUGAGAUAUAUAGUGGGCGGCCAAAAUGUCUUCCCAUCUCACCUUCCUGUGACAAAUUCCAUUGCAAUGUUGGAACAGUUUGUCAAAUCACAAAUGGUUGGCCCCAAUGUGUUCCUGUUCCUAUUCACCCUCCUGCUCCUCUUCCUCUCCCUGUACCCGCUCUCAUCCCACCCUCUUGUGCAAUGGCCCCUUGCCAUGUAGGGACCAAGUGUGAGAUAUAUGGUGGGCGGCCAAAAUGUCUCCCCAUCUCACCGUCCUGUGAUAACUUUCAUUGUGAUGUUGGAACAGUUUGUCAAAUCACAAAUGGUUGGCCCCAAUGUGUUCCUGUUCCCAUUCCAGUUUCUGCUCGCUUUCUAGAUCACACUCUUGCUCCUGCUCCAAUCUCUUGUGAAAUGGCCACUUGUAAUGUAGGGACCAAGUGUGAGAUAUAUGGUGGACGGCCAAAAUGUCUUCCCAUCUCCCCUUCCUGUGACCAAAUCCAAUGCAACGUUGGAACAGUUUGUCACAUUAUGAGUGGUUGGCCUCAGUGUGUUCCCAUCCCACCCUCCUGUGGAAAUGUCACCUGCAACAUAGGGACUGCAUGUCAAAUGAUUUCUGGCAGGUCCAAGUGUGUUCCCAUCUCAAACCAUUUGAUUCCCUCCUGUGGCAACUCACAUUGCAAAGAAGGGACUGUUUGUGAGAUCGUCGGUAGUGUCCCAACCUGUGUUCUCAUUCCAUCUUCCUGUGACAGCAUUCAUUGUCAACAGGGAACAGCAUGCCAGAAUGUACAUGGCAGGCCAUCAUGUGUUGCAGUGUCAUCACCUGCAUCUUGUGCUUCUAUGCUUUGCAAUGUGGGAACUGUGUGCCAGCUUGUUAGUGGAAGUCCCCAAUGUGUACCCAUCCCACGUUCCUGCGAGCAAUUCCACUGCAGACCUGGAACUGUCUGUAAUUUGGAGAAUGGCCAUCCCCAGUGUGUUCCUAUUCAAGUUUCCUGUGAGACCAUCCAUUGCCAAAAUGGAACUGCAUGUCAGGUUGAGAAUGGUACUACCAAAUGUGUGCCCAUUGCACAAUCAUGCCAUGCAAUUCAAUGCAGGACGGGAACUAGCUGCAAGAUUGUGGAUGGCUCACCCAAAUGUGUUCCAGGUUUGCCCAUCCAACCGAUGUGCUGGGCCUCUGGGCAACCCCAUUAUCACACCUUCGAUGGACGAAGUUAUGAUUUUCAAGGUACCUGCACGUACACAGUGGUGAAGACCUGCACGGCCAGUUCUGGACUACCAUUCUUCCACAUCUUCACCAAGAGCCAGAAGAGCUCCCCAUUCUCUCUCAUCAACCAGGUCACCAUCACGGUCUACAAUUACAAUAUCUCCAUGGUCAAGUACGAAUAUGGCAUUGUCAGAGUCAACCAACUACGCUCCCGCUUACCCCUUUCUUUGCAUGAUGGGAAACUCUCCUUGUACCACCGGGGAGAACAAUUGGUGAUCGAAACCCAGUUUGGCCUGAAGGUCUACUAUGACUGGAAGUAUUACCUUGCUGUGAAGGUGACUCCAGCUUUUCAGAACCACAUUUGUGGCCUCUGUGGCAAUUACAAUGGGAACCCUAAUGAUGACUUUACAACAUCCUUGGGAGCCUUGGCCACCAAUGCAGUCGAGUUUGGCAAGAGCUGGACGGUAGAUGAUGGAGACCAUGCCUGUAGUCAUGGCUGUGGCCGCAAAUGCAUACGCUGUACUCCAGAUUUGGUGAGCAAAUACAGCGCCGAGACCUUAUGCGGCCAGAUCACGAAACGCACCGGUGGUCCUUUCCGAUCAUGCCAUGCUGUGAUUGAUCCCAAGCCCUAUUUGAAUGACUGUGUGAUUGAUUUAUGUACCUUUGAUGGCUACAAGCAGAUCUUGUGCCGAGCCUUAAAGACUUACGCUGAUGCCUGCCAAAGAGAAGGGGUAGAAAUUGCUGCCUGGAGGAAACAUACUGGCUGCAACAUAAUUUGCCCUGACUAUAGUGAAUACAUGUCCUGUGGCUCAGCUUGUCCUGCCACUUGUAGUGAUCUUGAUGCGCCAAAGAAUUGCAAAUUGCCAUGUGUGGAGACUUGCCAAUGCAAGCCAGGCUAUGUACUGGAUAGUGGCAAAUGCAUUUCCAAAGACCGAUGUGGUUGUGUCUAUCAUGGGCAGCUCUACGCACCCAAUGAGCAUUUCUGGGGUGACAACCAAUGCCAUUAUCAGUGCAUGUGCAGAGCACAAGACAAGAAGGUAGUCUGCCAAGAGUCCCGUUGCAAGGAGACAGAGGAAUGCCAUGUGGUCAAUGGCAGAAGAAAAUGUCAUCCCACUUUCUAUGGGACCUGCACUGCUCUAGGUCAAGUACAUCAUAUUACCUUUGAUGGCAUGCGCUAUGACUUCUAUGGGACCUGUGUUUACCGUCUGUCUGAACUCUGUCACCACAGCAAGGCCAACCUGACUCACUUCCAAGUCUUGGUUCAGCAUGAAAGAAAUGGACUCAAGAAUCCUUCGGCCUCCAAAGUCCUUGAGAUCAAGGUCUAUGGGAUGACAGUUACUGUCAGCCAGAGCCAAGUCCUGCUGAAUGGCCUCUUGAUCAACCUGCCUUAUAACAUCGAAUACGACAAAGUCUCCCUGUAUCGCCAGGGCUGGGAUGUUGUCAUCACCACUGAUUUUGGCCUAUCUGUCACAUUUGAUGGGAAGAAUAAUAUCCGUGUCACAGUACCAGGAACCUAUAGGAGUAACCUGUGUGGCUUAUGUGGCAAUUUCAAUGGACAGGCCGAUGAUGAUAUGUUGCAGCCAAAUGGAAGGGCAGCAACUAAUCCUGCAGAUUUUGGAAGAACUUGGAAGUUUCGAGACAUCCCAGGCUGCACUGAGUUGGAGAAGAAAGCCUGCCCAGACUUCCAGAACAUGGAGAACACACAGAGAACAAGCAAGGAGUGUGGCAUCCUGUUAGAGAAACAGGGGCCCUUCCGAAGGUGCUAUAGCAAGGUGCCACCGGAACUGUACUUCAAAGACUGUGUCUUUGACUAUUGUUCCAAUAAGGGCAAUAUAAGUGUAAUCUGUCACAUCCUUUCCUCCUAUGCUGCAGCAUGCCAAGCAGCUGGUGCCAUGGUUGAUGAAUGGAGAUCUGCCCAUCUCUGCAAACCUAACUGUCCAGCCAACAGCCACUACAAAGUUUGUGCCAGCAGUUGCCCUGUGACAUGUCGCAGCCUCUUUAACCCGGUGCUCUGCACUACUAAGUGCCACGAGGGAUGUGAGUGUAAUGAAGGUUUCGUCUUGAGUGGCAACCAGUGUGUUCCCAUCUCCCAGUGUGGCUGUGUUCACCAAGGCUUCUACUACAAGGCGGAUGAGGCUUUCUACCUCAAUGGAUUCUGCAAGGAACGAUGUGUUUGCAAAGUAGGCGGCAUCAUGGACUGCCACCGUUCUUCCUGCGGUCCUAAUGAAGAAUGUCGUUUAAUGAACGGCGUCCACAAGUGUCAGGGGCUUGGCUCUAAAAGCAGUGGCGCAUGCCAUGUGGCUGGCGACCCACACUACAUCACCUUUGAUGGAACCACAUUCGAUCUCCAGAGCAACUGCUCAUACAUUCUGGCUAAGAGCUGUGCUCUCAAGAGUUCUGUUCCAGCCUUCUCUGUCAACGUGGAGAAUGAGAGCCGGUCCAAAGGCAAGGUCUCAGUUACAAAAGUUGUGUCAGUCACUGCCUAUCAGAACACAAUCUCGGUCUUUCGGGAAAAGAGAGGCAUUGUCCUGGUGAAUGGAGCUACUACCUUCUUACCUUUUCAACUGGAAGGUUAUGGCAUGUGGGUGUUCUACCAUGGUGACAACAUUGUGAUUCAAACAGACUUUGGCUUAUUUGUCUCCUUUGACCAACUCUACCACCUAAUUGUCAAAGUGCCUAACGCAUAUUAUGGCCAGAUGUGUGGCUUGUGUGGCAAUUUUAAUGGCAGGCCCCGGGAUGACUUAUUCCUGCCCAGUGGACAGCCGUCCACAAGCAUUUCACACUUUGCAACGUCUUGGAAAGUGGGUGGGAUCCAGGCAGCCUGCAAGGAGGAUUGUGCAUCUUCAGUCUGUGGGCCUUGCCACGUGAGCCAAAAAUCCAGCUUUGUCCACACCAGCCAAUGCGGCAUAUUGCAGGAAGCAAAUGGACCUUUCAGUGCCUGUUAUUCUACUAUCAAUCCUACAGUCUUCUAUAACCACUGUGUGCAUGAUCUCUGCAAGGCACGAGGGAACACUGUUAUCCUCUGUCGAGCUAUACAUGGCUAUGUCACUGCUUGCCAAGCUGCUGGCAUUCAGAUCCAGCCCUGGAGAACUGCAAAAUUCUGCCCUAUGAAAUGCCCAGCCAACAGUCACUAUGAACUCUGUACCAGGGCUUGUCCCAGCAGAUGCAAAGAAGUGACCAGCAUCACCAAGUGUCCCAACCUAUGCGCUGAAGGCUGUCAGUGCAAUAAGGGUUACUUUUUAGCAGGAUACCAUUGUGCUCCCAUCAACCAGUGCCGGUGCUUCCACAAAGGCAUGUGGUUUAAGGUUGGUGUAAAGGUAAUCACACCCAAUUGUAUGGAGGAAUGCAUCUGUCCGAACCAAGGCCGGGUAUCGUGCAAGCCACUCCCUUGUGCAUCUGGAGAAUCCUGUGCCUUGAUUAAUUCCAAAUGGAGUUGUGUUCGGAAAGAAGGCCACUGCACCAUCGCCCAAAAAAACGUCUUCACGUCUUAUGAUGGUGUCUCUGGAAAGAUUCCUGUUGAAGGGUCCUAUGAAAUCUCAGUGCUCAAUGAUGCCCAGUCUCCAUCUUGGUUCCGGGUGGUGGUACAGUUGCACAAGUGCCCCCAGUGCGCUACAUCCAUGGUUAUCUCUGUCACGGUCUACUUCCACAAGUUUAUUGUGCAAGUAAAACAAGAUAAUACAGUCUCGGUGAAUGGGCAACCAGUGCAUCUCCCAGCCCAACCUUCAAAGGAGUUAUCACUUAGUGUGGUCCAGGACAUGGUGAAGGUGUCUUAUGGAUCUGAUGUAAAAGUUCUCUACAGUUCUAAAGGAGACGUAACAAUUAUCAUUAGUGGAACCUUAGCCAACAAAGUGUCCAGAUCUUGUGGGAACUUCAACGGUCAUGGCUCAGAUGACCUGCGGCUACCGGAUGGUAGGGUAGCACACACCAUCACAGAGGUCAUUAGCCAAUGGAAAGUCACUGCAGCAACAGAAAAUGCUCAAUCUAAAAUCCACUCCUAUUGAAGAACAGAAUUAAAAUCAGCCUUUGGAUAUCCAUUAGGCACACCGUCUGAACUGGCUCGCUUCAGAGACACUUAAUGAGUACCAAGGAAAGGACCGUCACCUGUUCCCAAAAAUACACCAUAAUUUCUCUUGUCCAGCUGAAAACAACUGCAUCCCAGUACUAACAUUCUACAGGGUGAAAACUAAACCUUAUUAACAGUGUACAUAGUAUAAAUAUGGAGUGGGCAACCUGCUGUUUGGGAUUAAAAUUCCUACUGGCAGAGCAUAGCCCAAAACAUUUAUAGGGCACCAGGGUGCCUUCCCAUGGCUUAGAUCUCUAGCUAACCCCAAUACUUUGAAUUUGCAUUGUUCUUUUUUUAAAACAUAGAUUUGCCAGCAUAGAGAUUUGACUCAAAAGUGACAUAUUCCACACAGCAAAUUUCAGUCCGAAAUGGAAUAGCUGCCCCUUCCUUAUAGAGAUGAAGUAUUUAAUCAAAAACAUUGAGCCUUUGGGGAAAAGCAACAGUAGUUUCAUAACAAUGUAUUGACCUGCACCCAGCCAAAACACAAGAACCAAUAAAAUACUUUUGGUAAAAGGG
Molecule: messenger RNA, 8774 nt
Organism: Anolis carolinensis (green anole)
Lineage: Eukaryota; Metazoa; Chordata; Lepidosauria; Squamata; Anolidae
Product: cysteine rich eggshell membrane protein-like
Molecular function (GO): protein binding
Source: RefSeq, marked validated